AUGGACAGCUUCCAAGUCGUUCCCGAAUCUACUCCAGAGUACACCGGCAAACAACAGGCUGUUAGCAGGAUCUUCCGUAUCCUGGAUGCGGAAAAAAUGUCAUUGUGCGGUUUUCUUAUGUUGGCGUACAGCUCAGAGGAUACGUUCGUGAAACAAAAAGCUGAUCUUGUUGAACGAAAUGAUGGCCCAGCAAAAUUGUAUGGUAAGCAUGUGGUCCAAAUGCACAAGAUCGACGCUCUCAAGCCAAAAAAGUUGAUAACAAUUCUACUGCCAACGAUGAAAGUUGAUCAAUCCCCGACUGUGGGCAACAUCGAGGCUAUAGAGCGAGUCUCUACGAGAAUACUUAAGCUGGGAAAGCUAAUCGGUAAUUCCAGUGAUGCAACUCUUUCGUCUUCAGAUGAAUCUCGUAUCCACGACUUACAAGACUCAUUAUGGCUCUAUGUCCGCAGAGGCUCGUUGGCAUAUUUUAUGUCUAUUUUAAAACUAAACAACUAA
This is a messenger RNA of Lobosporangium transversale, 495 nucleotides long. RefSeq lists its product as hypothetical. NCBI's taxonomy places the organism in Eukaryota, Fungi, Mortierellomycota, Mortierellomycetes, Mortierellales, Mortierellaceae. Bases 1 to 495 code for a protein of 164 amino acids. The transcript has 3 exons. The record is from RefSeq and is a predicted model, not a curated record.